AUGAGUCAACGCGUGAACAUCCACCACGCUAGGGUGAAGCGCGUGUUGGUCGGGGGCAUCAAGAACUCCAUUGGCACAGUGUUAAGAGCUGCAGUGGAUGGGGAGGGGGGAGUGGGAUUGAAAGCGCCAGAACCGAUUCACUCCCCCUACUCGCAUACACCUCGACCCCAGAACCGCCACACUCCCCCUACUCACACACCAGGGAGAGAGGGGGGGGAGACGAGCCUGGGACCAGCUGCCGCGUCCCCGUACCACGUGACGCGGCGCCAUCUUGUCGGUAAACAGGCGGGCCGGGCGCCCUCGCUCCCGCCGCCCUUAAUUAAGUUCCCGCCGCGGCGGGGGCGGUACAGCCCCUGCCACGAUGUUGUUCCCGCCCCUCCCGCGCGCCGACCACAGUCGGGCAGGAGACUGCGCGGACCGUCAAAGGAGUGUCCUGUCCCGCCGAGUGGUCCCCCGGGGCCCGUGGGACCACUCGGCAGGUCCCCGUCGCCCGCCCUCGGCGCCACUCAACAACCGCGGCGGCACGCGGGUGCUCAAGUUGCUUCCCUCGGUCUGGUUCCCGGGGAAGCAGGCGAUGAGUUCCCCUCGCCCGGCCAGGAAAUGAAAACGCGGCCCUGCGCGGUGGGAGGCGGGUCUCUGCUGGUGUGUGAAGGCGCCGGGUCCCACGGUUCGGCGAGCCACAUGGAGGGGGAAGAUGCACCAGCAUGGUCCAGGGGAGAGGAGGGGAAAUUUUUGCAAACUAAGAUUCCCACCACCUCCACCCCGCCUCCACCGCCGCGGCCAGGGGACGCCGGACCCCCACCACCGCCGCGAGCGCUGUGGAGGGGCGCUCGCGGCGGUGGUGGGGGUCCGGCGUCCCCUGGCCGCGGCGGUGGAGGCGGGGUGGAGGUGGUGGGAAUCUUAGUUUGCAAAAAUUUCCCCUCCUCUCCCCUGGACCAUGCUGGUGCAUCUUCCCCCUCCAUGUGGCUCGCCGAACCGUGGGACCCGGCGCUGGGGGCAGAGACCUAA
Bacillus rossius redtenbacheri is the source of this 1008-nucleotide messenger RNA. Its product is annotated as collagen, type I, alpha 1b-like. The transcript is spliced from 7 exons. The record is from RefSeq and is a predicted model, not a curated record. Lineage: Eukaryota; Metazoa; Arthropoda; Insecta; Phasmatodea; Bacillidae. Bases 1 to 1008 code for a protein of 335 amino acids.